GUCGCAAUAAACGGAUAUCGUUUGUUCUUUUUUUUCACGAUUUUAAGUGUUUGGCUUCGUUGGCUUCUUUGGAUUACCCUUUCUCUCUGUAAGAUCGAUGUGCAAGUUUUUUUUUGGGGGGCCGAAAGUGUGACUAAAUUACGUGGCUCAGUUUAUCGACGGUGUGUACCGAUGUUAUAAAUUCAGUUCUGGAAUUUAACUCCACACGGAUUAUAAUCAUGUACGUACAUACAUGAUAUAAAAUACAGAGGAGAAAAAAAUAAGUGACGCAGGUUUUUCAAGCGUUCAAUCGAUCAUGAAGAAGAGCAAGGAGGACUCGAAGGGAUGAUGAAGUAGAGGCGAGCUAUAUCGUGUUACCGUAAAUUGUUUUAAAACGCGACGAAUCUCUUCUAUGCGUUGAACAGUUACAGUUUGUGCCGAAGUUCAGACGCGGAAAAGAUAUUGUAAAUGAAGACAGAUUACAGUGAAAAAAGCCGAUGAAGCUUUAGUUUCGGUGAAUCAUCUCAUUUGUGUGGAAUAUCGUAGACAAAUGAGAAACGGAGGUAGCGGGAUAAUUAGUGCUAGUGUAUCAGUAGUAGUUGAAAAUCCCGCGCUUGGAAGAGCCUCCCAAAUCUACCGACAUCUUAGCGAUAUCCUGUACAACCACGGUCCCAAUGUGCAGCAGGAAUUGCAGGACACGUUCAUGCUUGGUAGUUCGUCAAACGAGCUCUACUCCAAAAAGGAGGAAUAACACCUCGAAGAAUAAGGAGAGAAAAAACACUCGCAGAGCAAAUAAUCUUGCCCGGCUUCGCGACACCGAUCCUUAAUGUAUUUCAAAUCGCGAGUCAGGUAGUCUAAGCUGACGAUCUAGCUGCUGCAGCGGAAUAAGGAGCCGGAAGAACUACUCCGAGUUACCACUUCCGCUUAAGGGAAACAACAAAAGGAUAUAGUAAGAUCGGGUAAACAAAGUGGAAUCUAAUCGAAGUCGGAUGUUGCAUCAUUCAUUAGUGUGCAGCCUUCAACGGGAUAAAGAGUAACAAAUAUAUAUUCGACAUUAUGAUAUAGAUCUCGACGGAAUAUUGCGUUGUGAAAAAAGUGUGCUUUGAAUAAAAAUCGUGCUAUCAUACGGUGGGAAUCACUAUCAUAUCUAUGUGUAUAGCAAUCGCCUGCAUUACAGCGUGUGUGAAGAAGACAGUGGAUAGUGAUAAAAUAUACGUAUAAAGUAGUUGAAGUGUAAUGAUAUGACUAACGCGCGAUAAGGAGAGAAUUCUAUGAGAAUAAAUAUCAUUCACCGCUAACCGUGGGAAUUUAAAAACCGCGUAUAUAUGAUUCAAUACUGUGAUAAGUGGUGUUUGUUACGAUGGUUUCUACAUCAUUUGUGACCCUAGUUUUUCUAGUCUGUUUUCAAACAGUCCUGUUGUCGACGGUCAGCAAUUGUGCGAAAACCAUCAGCAUGUAUUGGAACACGACGAACUCGAUAUUCCGCAUAGACAACACGGAUCACAUAAUUGACGUUAACAAGAACAACGCGGCGUACGAGUUCGAUCAGGUCAACAUAAUAUGUCCUGCUUAUCCACCCGGAACGUAUGACGAUGAUGCUGAGAAGUACAUCAUCUACAACGUAUCAAAAGAGGAGUACGAGACGUGUCGGAUAACGAAUCCGAAUCCGCGGAUAAUCGCAAUUUGCAACAAGCCCAACAGAACAAUGUACUUCACGAUAACGUUCAGGCCCUUCACGCCGCAGCCUGGAGGGCUCGAGUUCCACGCCGGCAAAGACUACUUCUUCAUCAGCACAUCGUCCAAGGAUGAUUUGCACAGACGCAUCGGAGGACGGUGCACGACCAACAACAUGAAGGUCGUAUUCAAGGUCUGCUGCGGAAACGAGGCCGACCAAUCGUCCUCCUCAUCGGCGCGCAACAACUCCGUCGCAGUGACGAGCAGCACCGUUUCGACCAGCAGCUCAUCCAGCACGGCCGGAGGUACCGGACUCGUUCCACCACCACCCAGCGUCCUGAAGGGCGGCGAACGGUUCUACCCUGGAACCAACGUCCACCACAAUCAUGACCACAAUCAGCCGCAGCCAACAAUCGUCCCUCCGACCCUCCAGGAAAACCUUCCCAACUCCCCUUACCCAGGGCAUCCCCACCCGCCCCAGCAGCCACAGCAGCCCACGCUUUACAACGGGCCACCGUCGUCCUCGCCGCCGAAGACAACGUCGACGCAGAAGAAGAAGAACAAGGAGUAUUCGAACCAUCCAAACGAGGUUGUGAAGAACGAGGAGCUUACGUACAACGGUGCUUCUCGACACUAUCCAGUAUCAUGUUCAAUUACCGGUAGCGUCGCGACGCUGGCGUCGCUGCUGCUGUCGUUAUACGCGCCGGUAAUAUUUAUACCGGCGAUACCGCUUCGGUGAAGAAGUGCAACAGGAGCAAGCGGAUCUGCGCGGAGAAGCUGCAUCGGGAAUUAGCGGUUUAUAUAGGAAAGCAAAAUGUGCGCCGCCCCUCUAACCCAUACUGUGAUUGUUUCGAGAAUUAUUUAAUUUAUGUACAUAUAUAUAUUAUAUGUAUGUAUGUGUAUAAUGCGUAUGUAUACAUAUAUGUGCGAUCCGUUGCCGCGGGGAGACGCGCGGCGUGUAUAAACAAAAGAAGAAAAACAAAAGACAAGCUAUUCGAUCGUUUGAACCAAAUGUGAAACAAAAGAAGUCGAAGGAAAGCAGCGCAAAGGGGAAAG
This is a messenger RNA of Diprion similis, 2709 nucleotides long. RefSeq names its product ephrin-A5 (gene Ephrin). The transcript has 5 exons. Gene Ontology annotation, biological process: ephrin receptor signaling pathway; axon guidance. The record is from RefSeq and is a predicted model, not a curated record. Gene Ontology annotation, molecular function: ephrin receptor binding. NCBI's taxonomy places the organism in Eukaryota, Metazoa, Arthropoda, Insecta, Hymenoptera, Diprionidae. Gene Ontology annotation, cellular component: plasma membrane. The coding region runs from base 1340 to 2392 and encodes 350 amino acids.